CUCUUUGUUUUCUCUCACCCUGGUAGAUCGUUGUUCAUCAUCGAAAUAGUAGUUGAUUUCCUUGUAGAUUUCCAUAGAUUUUGCUUUCAAGUGUAUAACAGUUCAAUUAAGCUCACUGUUCCCGCCUAAUGGCGUUUUGAAACAGAAUAGGUUUGUUUGCUGAAUGUCAAAUUGGGGAUUGUUUGUUUAAAUCCUGCUGUGACUGCUAUAAAAGUUGUGCUGUAUAGAUUGAAACCUUGAUCUGAGGAAGUUUGAGGGUAAUGGAGCACGACUUGAAAAAGGUACCAAGUCCUUCGAAGGGUUUAUUGAGAAGUGAAGAAUUAUAUGAGUAUAUUCUGGAGACUAGUGUGUACCCACGUGAACCAGAGCCUCUAAAGGAGCUAAGGCAAGUCACUGCUAAUCACCCAAGGGCUGUCAUGGCUACUGCACCAGAUGCUGGUCAACUAAUUUCCAUGCUUCUGCAGCUAGUCAAUGCAAAAAAGACUAUUGAAGUUGGAGUCUUCACUGGAUACUCCCUUCUACUCACUGCUCUUUCAAUUCCGGAGGAUGGAAAGAUAACAGCAAUAGACUUGAAUCGCGAGUCAUAUGAGAUUGGAUUACCAAUCAUUAGGAAAGCUGGUGUUGAGCACAAGAUAGAUUUCAUUGAGUCUGAAGCUCUGCCGGCUCUUGAUCAGCUCUUGAAAGAUCGUGCCAAUGAAGGGAAUUUUGACUUUGCAUUUAUUGAUGCUGACAAAGUUAACUACUGGAAUUACCAUGAAAGACUAAUGAAAUUGGUGAAGGUUGGUGGCAUAGUUGUUUAUGACAACACACUCUGGGGGGGAUCAGUAGCAAUGAGUGAUGAGGACACUGAAGAAUAUAGAAAACAAGGGAGGAAACUGACAAUUGAAUUUAACAGACUAAUCGCAGCUGAUCCUCGAAUUCAUGUUUCACUUGCUCCUUUAGGUGAUGGUAUCACCAUCUGCAGGCGCAACUCUUAAUUCUUGUGAUACUGAUUGGGUUGAAAUUUACAGAUUAUGCUGUGUUACCAAAAAAAUAUAAUAAAUAAAAAGAUUCCCCGGGCGGUAUGGGGUUUGCAAAUGUAUUCUCAAAUGCGUACUUGUUCCAUCUUUAAUUUUCAAACUGGAACCAGGGUCAGAAUCGGUUGAGGGAAAAUAAUUGCUAAUAGUAGCAAUUGGAUUUUUCAAAA
Molecule: messenger RNA, 1186 nt
Organism: Neltuma alba
Lineage: Eukaryota; Viridiplantae; Streptophyta; Magnoliopsida; Fabales; Fabaceae
Product: probable caffeoyl-CoA O-methyltransferase At4g26220
Exons: 6
Coding region: 261-977 (238 amino acids)
Molecular function (GO): O-methyltransferase activity; S-adenosylmethionine-dependent methyltransferase activity
Source: RefSeq, a predicted model, not a curated record